This is a messenger RNA of Ahaetulla prasina, 3058 nucleotides long. RefSeq lists its product as uncharacterized. The transcript has 5 exons. Bases 465 to 2411 code for a protein of 648 amino acids. The record is from RefSeq and is a predicted model, not a curated record. NCBI's taxonomy places the organism in Eukaryota, Metazoa, Chordata, Lepidosauria, Squamata, Colubridae.
UUCUCGCGAGUUGCACUUUGAGGCCUUUGCUCCCUUGUGCCGCGAGCGGGAGACCCGGCGGCGGACUUGGCGGGCGAAAGGCGGAGGCAGAGGGCGGGGGGGAGCAGAGGCUCGCGCUCCGGCCCCGGCUGGAUUUGGAGGAAGAGGAGGAGGAGGACAGGGGGGAGUCCGAGGCGGCAGCUUCCCGACCGAGGGAGGAGACGGGCAGGCGCUGAGACCAGCUUCCCCCCGCCCUCCUGCCCGCCCGCACGGAGCAGCUCUGGAUUCCGUAGCCGCCACCGGCUUUUCCCUCCCGCGACGCUUCGGAUAUCAGCAGGUUUACAGGAUCCGCGCAGCCUAUUCCUGAAGGUGACUCCUUGGACCUAAAUCCUGCUGUGGGCCUACUUCCAUAUCAGCACUUCAAUCACUGUGUCCCUCAAAAGGGAAAAUUUCUAAGGUUUUGUGUCAUCCCAUGAUGCGGUCAUAUGUUUCUCAGAAGCAAAGUCAGCUUUGUUGAUCGGGCGCAAAGACCCCUCUCGAAAGAAGCCAUGCAGGACAGCUAUCAGAAUGUCAUGGCGCUGGGCCGGACGCCCCUGUUGCCGAAUUACCCUGCCGUUGCAAAAGACACUCAGGAGUCCCAGAGACAAAGGGCCAAGUUUUGGAGCAAAGAAGAGAUCGGUCUUUUUGUCGACCUCUGGAUCAGCCCGGAAGUCCAGAACGAACUCCAAAACACCUAUCACAACGAGGUGGUUUUCAACUGGCUCUCCAACGAAAUGGGUUUGCGGGGUUUCAACCGCUCAGCUCGCCAGUGCCGUGAGAAGAUGAACGCGCUGAAGAAGAAAUUUAAGGAGGUCACCACUCACAACAAAUGCCCCGGCGCUGGCGAAGUGCGAACCAUGCCAUUCUACGACAAGCUAGCCACCAUCCUCCUCAGCCGGAGAGAUGCCAAGAACUCUUCGAACAGUGGCGAUAAGGGCCAGUGGUCCAGGCAAGCUUCCUCGCCGGCUCCAGGAACAUCUGGGCAGGCGUCUUUACUUGCGAGGCCAUCUUUAAUUAGUCCGCCGGGACUGAGGUCCUCCGGGACAGCCAGCCAAAGCAAAUCCCACCUGCAGCAGCCCCCUCAAAAGCAACCUCGCCUUCUCCAGGCUGGGACGGUGUCUCCCACUCACUGCCACCGGCCUCUUUUGCAACCCAACCGGAGCUUGGCUAUGCAAAAGCACCGGGGACAUUCCUCUCCCUGGCCUACCGCCAACCAACUGGCAGUGGUCACUCCCAAAAUUGAGGAGCAGUCGCCGGAGGGAGAAGACCCGCCCAACUCGAUGUGCUCCGUGCUCCAAGGAAGCCACCUCCCCAUGGAGGUGCGGGUGAUCGACGAGAACGGCAUCACGGUCACCUCCUCCAUGUGUGAGGAGGUCAAGCAGGAGCAGGACGAGGAGGACGCAGCUCACGAUCCCGAGUUAGAGUUCGAUGCCAAGUUCGAAAGAGAAAUUGUGGAUGAUAGCGACCCUCCAGAGGCCACCGGCACCCGUCUGGACCCAGACGCGCUUUCAGAGUAUUCGGAAGAACCGUAUGACGAGACCGAAGGGGUUGACGACUUGCCUGUGGAUUUGCUACAAUGUUUCGGAGACCGAUUCUCCUCCUUUGGCGGGGUGGAAGAGAGCAACCAUGAGCCGGAAAGACCAAAACACGAACAUCCAUUAUCCAGGGCUUUAUCUACAGCUGAAAGUCUCAUUCAGGAGCAGGAGGGGGAAGUUCUUGAGAACUCCGACAUCAUCUGUGCUCCUUUGGGCAACCUUGGACGGAAGGACCUGAAUGCCAGCUUUGAGGGUGUCGGGCCGCCAAUCGACCGCGUUCCACCUGCGAGAGGCCUGGGGGACGAUGCUCCACUGACCAGCGCGCAGAGAACCGCCCGGUUCAGGAACAAGAGAAAAAUUGAGAGAGUCCAGCUGGCAAAGGAGCUAAUUAACGCCACCCGAGAAACUGGCGAGAACAUCCGCGAGGCUCUUUACGAGCUCGACAGCAAGGAGUCGCAGAGGCGGGUUGACGAUCGCAAGGUCGCCGUGUGGUGCGCCAAGCACAUCGCGAAAAGCAUCCGAGUCUCGAGCCAAACCAUGGCCGCCGCCAUGCGUGAUUCGGACGCCGCCUUCCAGAGGUGCAUGGAGAGCUACACAGUGGCCCUAGAGAGGCAGACGACUCUGUUGGAGAACAUUGCCGAUUCGCUAAACGCCCGCGUCUCGGCUCCCCAGCCUUCCCUCCCCACUUCCACUCCCGCCCAUGGGACACGUGAGACCUCCGUGUGCGCGAGUCCUGUACCAGCACCUUCACCGCCCAUCCCCAUGGAGUCAGAGAAGACUCCCCCCUCGUUGAGAAGCCAGCCUGGAAAUGAGGAAGAGUCUCCUGGGGGGGCAGACUCCAAUAGCAGUAGCCGAUAAUAGUCCGAAGCACCCUUCCCCAAUUUGGUGCUCCCUCCCCAUGGUGUUGGGACCACAACUCCCAGAAUUCUCAGCCGGAGGGCACCACACUGAAGAAGGUUGGUCUUCACAGAACACUUGAGCUGCUGCAUUGUUCCUCUUGUCAACACAACAGAUCACCAAGCCUUCUCCAACGUUGACAAGGUUACCUCAGUACUUCCAUUUACUCCUAUACAAUCGUUCUUCUGUUACGUUACUUGAGAGAGAAAAAAAAACGGUGCUAUUUUCUGCACCUUAUUCUUGUUUACAAAGCUCUGUUAAACCUGCUUUUUUUUUCUAGCACUGUAUACAAUACCCAAUAUUUACUAGACGGCACAGCCAGCUUAUGCCAUAAUAAAUUUGUUAGUUUUUAAGAUGCCAAAAGACUGCUUGUUGUUUUUGCUGCCAGAGACUCGCCCACUGCCAUCCCUGUACAGCACGGGUCUCAAACUCGGAUCGCGUCACGUGACGUAUCGUGACCUAUCGGAAUGUUUUUUUUGCCUUUGUAGAGCUGGGGUGGGCGUGGCCUGCGAGUGACGCAUCCGGCCCAGUUUGGCAGCCCUGCUGUAGAGAAUGUAGCAUAUAGGUGGUCCUUGACUUACAAUCAGUCGCUUAGUGACCAUUUAAAG